UCUUUACCUAACCUUUUCUCUAGGACUGGAUUUUCUUAGUUUAGAGUGAGAGCAGCAACAAAAUAGGUGUGUUUUAGGGUUCCAUCUUCAGCUUGGUGAGGUUGCAAAUUCUUGAAGCCUGAGAAUGAGUGGACAAGGAGGACCCGGGCCUCCUCCAAGUUCAUGGCCUGGACCUCCUCCUGUUCUUGGCAACUUCUUCCAUGGACUAUGCAGUACCAUAUCUUCUUGUUUCUACGUAGUCUGCUGUUGUUGGCUGCUACAAGACUGUUUUGGGGCGCAACCAGAGCCGCCUCCUGUUCCGAUGGAUCCACCACAACCUCCACCACCUGUGCCUGGCCCACCUGGUCCUCCCAUUCCGCCACCACCAGAGCCUCCUGGUCCUUAUGGGCCUCCUGCUCCUCCAGACCCUCCAGGCGGUCCAUAUAGCCCUCCGGGCGGUCCAAUUGGCCAUCCUGGGCCUCCAAGUGGCCCACCCGGGCCUCCCCCUCCUUAUUAAGGGUCUGUAAUUGUAACCGACGGGAAUACAUGCAUAAACCAAAAAAAUUUCUUGUGACUGCAGGAGAACUUGUAAAACUUGCUAGAGUUUAACCAUAUUGUUGGGGUACUAAUUGCAUGAGAAAAACCUUGCACUUAACUUAGUGAUUGUUUCAUCUCAGAUGAAUGAUACACUGAUAAAAGAGUAUCAAAAUUGUACCUGUUCAACACUUUGCAACAAAUAGUUAAAUAAAUUGGACAUGUUUAAA
This is a messenger RNA of Lotus japonicus, 743 nucleotides long. Its product is annotated as leucine-rich repeat extensin-like protein 6. Lineage: Eukaryota; Viridiplantae; Streptophyta; Magnoliopsida; Fabales; Fabaceae. The coding region runs from base 125 to 496 and encodes 123 amino acids. The record is from RefSeq and is a predicted model, not a curated record. The transcript is spliced from 2 exons.